This is a messenger RNA of Aphanomyces invadans, 1997 nucleotides long. RefSeq lists its product as hypothetical. NCBI's taxonomy places the organism in Eukaryota, Oomycota, Saprolegniomycetes, Saprolegniales, Verrucalvaceae. The record is from RefSeq and is a predicted model, not a curated record. Bases 41 to 1939 code for a protein of 632 amino acids. The transcript has 4 exons.
CCAGUGGCAAACCAUCCCUACUCUUCCAUACGACGGCACGAUGCGCGUUCUCGCCCCACUCAUGGCGAUCGUCGCGGCGCUCGUUGGCCCAUCCAGCGCCAAGGCGGUGUGGUACCGAUGCCCCAUCAUGACUGUGAGCAAGGGGGCAGCCCUAACCGAGGAUAACCCGCUCGUCGACUGCGCCGACAUUGAAGUGCCGCUCUGCCACCCUGGCGUGUGCACGAGCACUCAGACAAUCACGGUGUUUGUGAAACGCAUUCCGCCACAAAAGGCCCCUGCGGCCGGAUCCAAGCCGCAAGUGCUGUGGAUGCUUCAAGGGGGCCCUGGCGAGUCGUCCGUAAACAUGGAGGGUCUCAUGGUGGAAGCGUUCGUGAACUCUGGCAAGUCCGUCGCCGUGUACACAAUGGACCAUCGCGGUACGGGCCGCAGCGCUCCUCUCUCGUGCGCGGAAAACAACAUACCUUACUCGCCAAAUGUGACGCUCAAGUGCCUUGGCAGCAUUAAGCAGAAAUUCGGAUCGGUCGCGCCCGCCGCGUUCUCGGUGACGAGUGCUGCGUCCGACUUGGCGUACAUCAUUGCGAACGAACAAGCGACCAGCGAAGUGUACGUGUACGGACUCAGCUACGGCACGUACUUGGUCGAGCGCGUCAUGCACUUGGCUCCAGCCGGGGUCAAGGGCUACAUCCUUGACAGCAUCCAGAGCGAGCAGUUUUACACGACCAAAGACGCGCCGUUCUACUCGAACUGGGACCGAGACGUGGCUGGCACAGUGGACACAUUCCUGUCGUAUUGCGACAACGACAAGUUCUGCGCAUCCAAGAUCGGGCCCAAGUCCAAGCUGUACAUCCAGGGCCUGUACGCACGUCUGGACAAGACGUCCGUGGCCAACAAGUGCGCCGAUGUGAUCCGCACACUCGUCCCUGACUACGCCAAGAACCCGUCGUGGCUCGUCAACAACUUUUUGUACACGAUGCUCAAGGACUACAACAAACGCACAUUGAUCCCGCCGUUCCUGUACCGGUUGAACCGGUGCAACGCGGCGGAUCAAGCGGUUGUUGCCAACAUGGUCAGCAUCCUGACCAACUCGACGGAAAACCUCCUCAUGACGUCGCUGGACGGGUUCCCGACGGCCAAGUCGCUCAACUUAUCGUCGGCGAAUCUGUCCAAGGUGUCGUACUUGACGGGCGAAGGCCGGUCGAAUGUCGUGUACAAAUCGAUCGUGCUGAGCGAAAUCUGGGAGCUCCCGUCGCCGUCCGUUGCCCAGAUGACCAAGUGGUUUGAACGAGCGCUCAUGGGCGCGAUGAACCCCCUCGAGCAACGAGAAAACAUCCUGGACAACUGCAUCUACCUUGGCGGCAAGGACACGUUGUGCAACGACUUUUCCGUUGCGUACGACUCGGGCUUUACGUAUGCCCGCGAUUCCAACUGGAACAAAACCGCCGCGAUCCCGACGGGCGCGUCUGUCCUCAUGUUCACGGGGUCGCUGGACCCGGCGACGCCGCCCAGGUACGCCAAGGACGAAUACGCCACCAUGGACGGCGCGAACAAGAAAUUGUACGAGUUCCCGUACGCGCCGCAUGUGAUUGUGGGCCAGAGCCCCACCGAGUCGGGUGUGGAUUGCGGCGGAGUGAUCCUGGCGUCGUUUCUCGAAGCCAAGGGCGACUUGUCCCUGCUCAAAGACUCUUGUGUGCCGAACGUGCUCAAGAUGAACUUCACGACCGUCUUGGACUCCAAGUAUGCCGUCUCUCUCUUUGGCACGGACGCUGACGUGUACGGCCCUGGGGCCGCCGGGCCAAACCCGGCCUUGGAAGCACCGUCAACCACUCCUUUCAACGAUACGGACAAGCCAUCAUCCACUAACCCUCAGUCCGCGACAUCACGCAUGAUGUCGUCGACCGCAAGCCUUGCCGCGUUUGCCGUCCUCGCGGCUGUCGUCUAGUUCGUCCUAAUGCGUUCGAAAUGCAUGCUACCAUCUCGACGCUGAAUCACCUCCAGUU